Messenger RNA from Cyanistes caeruleus (blue tit), 426 nucleotides. The record is from RefSeq and is a predicted model, not a curated record. NCBI's taxonomy places the organism in Eukaryota, Metazoa, Chordata, Aves, Passeriformes, Paridae.
AUGACGUCAUCAAUGACGUCAUUGAUGGCGUCACUGAUGACGUCACCGCCCGCAGCGGCCGGGCUGUAUUACCUGGCGGAGCUGAUCGAGGAGUUCACCGUGCUCACCAAGAGGAUCAUCAAGUACAUGAUCUGGUUUUCCUCGGCGGUGCUGGUGGGGCUGUACCUGUUCGAGCGAUUCCCGGCGUUCCUGGUGGGAAUGGGGCUCUUCACCAACCUCGUCUACUUCGGAUUGCUCCGGACUUUUCCCUUCAUCGUCCUCACCUCCUCCAACUUCAUCCUGUCCUGCGUGCUGGUCGUGGUCAAUCACUACCUGGCAUUCCAAUAUUUUGCCGAGGAAUUUUAUCUCUUCUCCGAGGUUCUGGCGUAUUUCACCUUCUGCCUGUGGCUGAUUCCCUUCGCCUUCUUCGUGUCGCUGUCGGCCGGG